This is a messenger RNA of Alternaria arbusti, 933 nucleotides long. RefSeq lists its product as uncharacterized. The coding region runs from base 1 to 933 and encodes 310 amino acids. The transcript is spliced from 3 exons. The record is from RefSeq and is a predicted model, not a curated record. NCBI's taxonomy places the organism in Eukaryota, Fungi, Ascomycota, Dothideomycetes, Pleosporales, Pleosporaceae.
AUGUUGUCGCAAGCGUCGAUAUCUGCAACAUUUCUCCUCCUCCUAGCGUCGCUCCCGUCCAGCACGCCCACCUGCUUCCUCCCCAACGGCACCGCGCACCAGGACGAAGGAACUUCGCGCUGUUCUUCCAUAUCUGGCUCCCCGCUCUACAACACAUGCUGCCAAACGCAAUGGCCGAACCCACCGGGCGGCGAUGUUAUAAACGGCCCUACAGCGGAUGAAUGCAUGCCGAACGGGCUGUGUCAGAACAGAGGCUUCAGCAGCGCACCUGGACAAGAAGCAGAGCCAUGGACGCAUUUCUACCGGGUUUACUGUGCGAAUGCGAACUGGGAGGGUUGCUUGGAUGUCUGCAGAGACGGGAAUCUAGCAGACUCCGUCUCACAAUUGACGCCUUGCGACGGAACAGCCAAAUCAGAGUACUGGUGUUGUGGAGACAGCAACGCAUGCUGUUCGGCCUCCGCUGAUGCGCUGGUAUCAAAGAGAAUCAGGAUUCCAAAGGAACUCGGAGGCGAGCAAGUAGCUUCUGCGAGUGCGGGGCUGGCAUCGCCAAGUGCUGGACCGGCUUCCUCACGUGUGGGCACGGCUUCUUCGAUCGGGAGCACGAUAACUAGGAGUGCAGCACCCGUAGCGACGGGGACGGGAACGGGCGAGGAACCCACGCCAUCGUCCGACGCAGCGAACCUGUCCGGCCAGAACGAAGAGCAGAAGGAUGAGGGCAAAUCGAACUCGGGACGCAACAUCGGUAUCGGCGUAGGUGUCGGCGCUGGAGUCGGUGCUCUGCUAGGUAUUGCAGUGACUAUUCUACUGCGAAGACGGAAGUCAAAGCAGAAGACCCGGGAGAUUGAAAACGAGAUUGCGGAAGAGAGGCAGAAGCAGGAUUCAGCCAAAGGGUACCACCACGUGGCUGAGAUGCCGCAUCAGGAACCGGGCUGA